Molecule: messenger RNA, 833 nt
Organism: Alnus glutinosa
Lineage: Eukaryota; Viridiplantae; Streptophyta; Magnoliopsida; Fagales; Betulaceae
Product: AP-2 complex subunit sigma
Exons: 6
Coding region: 173-601 (142 amino acids)
Biological process (GO): protein transport; clathrin-dependent endocytosis
Cellular component (GO): intracellular membrane-bounded organelle; AP-2 adaptor complex
Molecular function (GO): clathrin-cargo adaptor activity
Source: RefSeq, a predicted model, not a curated record
GCACGCCAGGCGUAUUUUCAAAAUGGGCACACCGUUAUUUCGUCUGCGAACGGCACGCUAGAUUUCACUCUCUUCUUCGCUUUCUUGCAAAGACUUGAACCCGUGACCGAAUUGAAAAACGAAAUUGUGCCCUAGUUGCUCUUUGCUCAAUUUCCCUUCCAUUCUUUCAAUAAUGAUCCGGUUCAUAUUGUUACAGAACAGGCAGGGAAAGACCCGUCUAGCCAAGUACUACGUUCCUCUCGAGGAUUCCGAGAAGCACAAGGUCGAAUACGAGGUUCAUCGAUUGGUGGUGAACAGAGAUCCCAAGUUCACAAAUUUCGUCGAGUUCCGUACACACAAGGUGAUCUACAGGCGAUAUGCCGGGUUAUUUUUCUCGCUUUGUGUUGACAUUACUGAUAAUGAAUUGGCAUAUUUGGAGUGCAUCCAUUUAUUCGUGGAAAUAUUGGAUCACUUCUUCAGCAAUGUGUGCGAGCUAGAUUUGGUUUUCAACUUUCACAAGGUUUAUCUGAUACUUGAUGAAUUCAUUCUAGCUGGUGAGCUCCAAGAAACAAGCAAAAAGGCGAUUAUUGAGAGAAUGGGCGAACUGGAAAAGUUGGAGUGAGAUUAUUCUGAGUGCUUUGAGUGCAAUUUGUUCCUGUGGAAUUUUUUUUCCCAGCCGUGGGUUUUACUUUAAUUUGUUAUCAAAUUUCUUGCUUCCAAUUUCCUCUUGUAAUAUCAGAAAAUUGAAUGAGGUCCUUUUCCCCCACUUUCCCCAUUUCGCUGUUUGUGACAUUAUGAGUGUUUGUAAUUCAUAUUUAAUCAAUCAAGGCAAUAUACAUAAACUAGACUCUGUA